Molecule: messenger RNA, 714 nt
Organism: Fusarium musae
Lineage: Eukaryota; Fungi; Ascomycota; Sordariomycetes; Hypocreales; Nectriaceae
Exons: 2
Coding region: 1-714 (237 amino acids)
Source: RefSeq, a predicted model, not a curated record
AUGGCUCCGCUAACUGUCCUCGUGCUUGGCGGUACCGGACCUGCGGGCAUUUGUCUGCUUCGCGAGCUACUGUAUCGCAAACACAAGGUGGUAGCAUAUGCACGAAGCCCUCAGAAGAUCCCCAGCGACUUGUCCUCCGAUCCAUUGCUUGAAACCGUCAAAGGAGAUCUGGCCGACAAGGCAGCUCUCGACACAGCCGUGGCCAAGGUCAAUGUUGUCAUCUCGCUCCUUGGACCUCUCAUCACCGAUCGCACCUCACCCCCAAACGCUAUCCCCGACUUCUACAAAGACUCCCUCUUUCCAGCGAUGCGCCGACAUGGCGUUAAGCGAAUCUUUGCAAUGGGAACGCUCACCAUCACCCGGAAAGAAGAUGCAUUCACUGUCCUCCAACCAUCAAUCAACUUCAUGGUCCGCACCGUAUUUUCCAACGCUUAUCGUGCUAUCACCACUAUCGGAAAGACAUUCGAGAACGAGGCCAAGGACCUCGAUUGGACCCAAUUUCGUAUCUCGGCCAUCCCUGAGGAACCUGAUAAGGAAAGCUGGAUGAAAGAUAGGGAAGAUGGAAAGGUUUUCGUGGGAUAUGUUGGACAGAAAGGUUAUACCUAUUCUAUUCCAAGGAGUCUGCUAACCAGAUGGCUUGUUGAUUCUGCUGAGAGUGGCCUGCCAGACUGGAUCCGCAAGGCACCAGCGGUUGCCAAGCUGUCCGGUAGCUGA